Aspergillus sclerotioniger CBS 115572 is the source of this 1155-nucleotide messenger RNA. Its product is annotated as glycoside hydrolase family 28 protein. Gene Ontology annotation, cellular component: extracellular region. The record is from RefSeq and is a predicted model, not a curated record. NCBI's taxonomy places the organism in Eukaryota, Fungi, Ascomycota, Eurotiomycetes, Eurotiales, Aspergillaceae. Gene Ontology annotation, molecular function: polygalacturonase activity. Bases 1 to 1155 code for a protein of 384 amino acids. Gene Ontology annotation, biological process: pectin catabolic process. The transcript is spliced from 4 exons.
AUGAUCCAUCGACUUGCUUUUGCCUGCGGUUUGCUGGCAGCCAUUGCUGUCCAGGCUAUGCCUGCUGAGCCCGCUCAUCCCAUGGUGACUGAAGCACCUGACGCCAAUAUUAUUGACAAGAGAACGACGACUUGCACCUUUUCCGGCUCCGAAGGUGCAUCCAAGGCCAGCAAGUCCAAGACAUCUUGCUCCACGAUUUACCUUUCCGAUGUGGCUGUCCCAUCUGGCACCACCUUGGAUCUCACGGACCUCAAUGACGGUACCCACGUCAUCUUCCAAGGAGAAACCACAUUCGGCUACGAAGAAUGGAAGGGCCCUCUGGUGUCUGUUUCUGGGACCGAUAUUACCGUCGAAGGUGAGAGUGGCGCCGUCUUGAAUGGUGAUGGCAGCCGAUGGUGGGAUGGAGAGGGCGGGAAUGGUGGCAAAACCAAGCCCAAGUUCUUUUAUGCCCAUGACUUGACCUCUUCCACUAUCAAGAGUAUCUACGUCGAGAAUUCUCCUGUUCAAGUCUUCAGUAUCGAUGGAUCCACCGAUCUCACCAUGACUGACAUUACCGUGGACAACACCGAUGGUGAUACGGAUGACCUUGCUGCCAAUACUGAUGGAUUUGACAUUGGUGAAAGCACCUAUAUCACCAUCACGGGUGCCACAAUCUACAACCAGGAUGACUGUGUUGCCAUCAACUCCGGAGAGAAUAUCUACUUCAGCGCUAGUGUCUGUUCUGGUGGCCACGGCCUGUCGAUUGGCUCGGUUGGUGGCCGUGAUGAUAACACUGUCAAGAACGUCACCUUUUAUGAUGUCAAUGUGCUCAAGUCCCAGCAAGCCAUCCGUAUCAAGACCAUUUACGGCGAUACCGGCUCCGUCAGCGAAGUAACCUACCACGAGAUCGCCUUUUCCGACGCCACAGACUACGGCAUCGUCAUCGAGCAGAACUACGACGAUACCUCCAAGACCCCCACCACGGGUGUUCCCAUCACCGAUUUUGUCCUCGAGAACAUUAUCGGAACGUGUGAAGAUGAUGACUGCACCGAGAUCUACAUUGCGUGCGGUGAUGGAAGCUGUUCUGACUGGACCUGGACCGGCGUGAGUGUCACUGGUGGCAAGGUCAGCGAUGACUGCCUCAACGUUCCUUCGGGAAUCAGCUGCGAUUUGUAA